UUAAUUUAUUUAUCCAUUUCGUUGAAUUCGGGACUUGACCUCAAAUCAUUUUGACUCAAAACAAACCAAUAUUACAAUCAAUACUUCAAUACUCCCCAUUUUCAAAAAAAUAUGUUGUCACUGCGGCGCAUGCAAAGAUUCCAGUGGCGGCCCCUAGUCCGUUUCUGUUCGGCCGAUCUGGUGCAUAAGGACACUUUUAUUGAGAAGCUGCGCAACAGUUUCGUCGAAGAUGAGCGCAACAAUUUUGUGGUGCCCACAUUUAAGAAGGCCAUGCUUUAUCCAGAUGAAAUAGCUGUCAAGGACCUCAAUGGCGAGUUCACCUAUUUCCAGCUCUAUAUAACGGCCAAGAAGCUGGCCAUACAGAUAUCGAAUUUCUGUGGCAGCGCCUCGCAGUCGAAUGUGGUUUUCCUGAGCUCGAACAGCGCACUGUGGAUUGUGAUACAGUGGGGCUGCUGGAUGUCCGGGCAGGUGGCGGUGCCGCUGGAGCCGAAUCAGUCGCCCGAGGAGCUGCUGGGCCAGGCGACGGACUGCAAGAGCAAACUGCUGAUAGCAACGCUCGAGUGCGAGCCACUGGUGCAGGAGAUGGCGCAGAAGCUGCAGGCGGCGAGCAUCAUAGUGGAUCACGGCUUUCUGCCCAGCUCGGAGAGCGUCUCCUCCACAGCGAUGUAUGCCAAGCAGCUGGUGGGCUUGAAUGGCGCGCUCAUACCGGAGAGCACGUUGGCCAAUGAUUAUUAUGCCAAUGCGCCGGCCAUGCUGCUCUACACGCCCAAUGCGGCCAAUGGGCGCAACAGCGUGCUGCUGAGUCAUCGCAACAUUGAGGCGCAAAUGCGCUGCCUGCAGAGCGCCUGGCGCCUGGUGGGCAGCGACAGCAUGUUGCCCAUCAUGUCCAUGAAUCGCAUGCACGCGGCCAUGGGCGCGCUGCUCAGCGUCGGCGGCAAUUUGCUGCUGCAGCAAAAGUUCGAUAGCCACAAUGCCUGGAGCUCGCUGCUGGGCAUCAACAGUCCAUCCAAGCAGCGCAUCAACAUCUUUCUGGCCAUGCCCAUCAUCUACAAGCGUCUGAUUGCGGAGUACGACAAAAUGUUUGCGCAGGACAAGCGCAUGGUGGAGUACAUUGUGAAUCACUGCAAGCAAAAGGUGCGACUGAUGGCCACGGGCUUUAGUUUGCUGCCCGAGUCGGUCUAUUAUCGCUGGCGCGAGAUUACAGGCCAGAGCAUCUAUGAGUACUACGGCAUGCUGGAGACGGGUCUGGUAAUGGGUCCCACGCUAGACGACGCACACAAUCCGCUGGAGUAUCGUCCGGGCACGCUAGGAGCGCCGCUGCCGGGCAUCACGGCGCGUCUGCUGGACAGCGCGGGCAAGCAGCUCAUCAGCUGCAGCGCGGAGCAAAAGGCUCAAGCGCUAAGCAGCGCCGUGGGCGAGCUGGAGAUUGCUGCCGAGCAUCUGUAUCCACUGCGUUGUGCUGGCAGCGCCAAUGAGCAGGGCUGCUCGCCCUAUUUCUUGAAAACCGGCGACAUCUGCACCUAUCAGAAUACCAACUUUUAUUUUCUCAGCAAGAGCAGCGAUGUCUUCAAUGUGGGCGGCUACAAAGUCUAUGGCUCGGAGAUUAAAAAGGCGCUCAUCUCGCAUCCGAGCAUCAAUGAUGUCGCCGUUCUGGGCAUUCCACAUAAGCUCUGGGGUCAGCGUCUGGGCGUCAUCUGUAUUGUCUCGCCGGAUGCCGAAAUCGAUCUAGAGACUAUUAAGAGCUACUGUAAUAAUCAAUUGCCCGCUCAUAAGCGUCCCACCAUAUUCAAGACCAUUGUGGCCAAGUAAUCCAGUAUUAUUUUUCAUUUCGGCAGACACCACACCACUCCACCCCACCCACUGUGCGUGUGUGUGUGUAGCCUAUAAAUUUUAUUGUGUUCCGGUUCCGUGUCGUCGCGUGUUUUAUGCAAUUUUUUGUAUUUUAUACUAAACGACUCAAACAAAAAAAAUGCUAAACAUUGUUUAAUAAAUUUA
Molecule: messenger RNA, 1995 nt
Organism: Drosophila busckii
Lineage: Eukaryota; Metazoa; Arthropoda; Insecta; Diptera; Drosophilidae
Gene: Acsf3
Product: malonate--CoA ligase ACSF3, mitochondrial
Exons: 3
Coding region: 112-1809 (565 amino acids)
Biological process (GO): fatty acid metabolic process
Molecular function (GO): medium-chain fatty acid-CoA ligase activity
Source: RefSeq, a predicted model, not a curated record